UUGACCACCGACCCCUGACACUGUGGCUCAUCCCCUUUCUUAAAACCAUCUGAUGGCUCUCUACCUGCUCUCUACAAUCUUUCUACAAUCCUACAUUCCCUUAUCAGCACUGCCAGCUGCAAUGCACUCACCAUGUAAUCUGAAAAGCGGCGGAUUAUGAAGACCUUUACCACCCCUGCCUGGCCCAUCAUUCGUUCUCUCUCUCUCUCCAUUUCUGUCCUCAUCCCUCCAUCCCUUCCUAUUUUGUACUGUGCCAGAACAUUCACUUGCAGUGCGAUUAAAGUCGGUCACAAGGCAAAAUGAGGAUGUGAAAUAACAUGGCAAAAGAAACAAAGGGGAGGAAAGAACAUGCAGUGAGAGAGAAAACAGACAACAGAUGCAAGAUUCGAGAGCAUCAGGAUUAGAGCGCUCAGAAAAUCCUGGAAAUACCGUUUCUGGCUGAGGGAACAGGUCUCACUGAUCUCAAAGCAUGACGUGACUGUUUUUAGUGGUUUUAACAUCACUACCCAUCACCUCUUGUUUAAGCAACUCCGCCCUCCUCUUGGGAUAUUCUGACGACGGGGAUCGUAUGUCGCAAAGUUUAUGUAAUAAUCUGAGGACAGGAACCAAGAGAGAGUGAUAAAGAGGGAGGGGGAGAGACAGAGACAGAGGGAGGGACAGAGAUGACAAGAAAGAGUUGGAGCAGUGAGAAUUAGAGAAAUACAAAUGAUGGGAGCAAAACCAUCUAAAAGAAGCAGUAUGAAGAAGGGGAGCCCGCCCCUGGAAGGCAGCGGGCUGCCAUUGGCAACCGCCAUGUUAGGAGGCAGCGGUGAUGCGGCAGCGGAGGAUGAAGAUGAUGAAGAGUUAGGGGACGGUCAGCAGUUUGAGGAGCCGAUAAGUGCACUGGUUCAGAACUGUACCAUGCUACACAACAUUGUGGGCCCCGCCUGCAUCUUCCUCCGACAGAGCUUCGCUCAGGCUCAACUCGACAGAGAUCUACGGCCAGAGGAAAUUGAAGAGCUGAAAGAAGCCUUUAGAGAGUUUGACAAAGAUAAGGACGGCUUCAUUAGCUGUAAGGAUCUGGGUGAAUGCAUGAGGACGAUGGGCUACAUGCCCACAGAGAUGGAGCUGAUUGAACUCAGUCAGCAAAUCUGUGGCGGUAGAGUGGACUUCGAGGACUUUGUAGACCUGAUGGGCCCAAAGAUGUUGGCUGAGACUGCAGACAUGAUCGGAGUGAAAGAACUGAGAGAUGCUUUUAGAGAGUUUGAUUCCAAUGGUGAUGGUCAGAUCAGUCUGGCUGAACUGAGGGAAGCCAUGAAAAAACUGAUGGGAGAGCAGCUCAACCACAGAGAGAUUGAUGAGAUCCUCAGGGAUGUUGACCUCAACGGAGACGGGCUGGUUGACUUUGAAGAGUUUGUCCGAAUGAUGUCUCGCUAACUUAGAGGACACAUGACAAAGGGAGAGAACAAUCAGUUUGCCAACUUCUAAUGUGAAAAGUGAAAUACUAUGCGUCUCCUUUAAUUAAAUACCUUAUGUAAUUAAAC
Molecule: messenger RNA, 1523 nt
Organism: Ctenopharyngodon idella (grass carp)
Lineage: Eukaryota; Metazoa; Chordata; Actinopteri; Cypriniformes; Xenocyprididae
Gene: cabp2a
Product: calcium binding protein 2a
Exons: 7
Coding region: 706-1416 (236 amino acids)
Molecular function (GO): calcium ion binding
Source: RefSeq, a predicted model, not a curated record